Molecule: messenger RNA, 1864 nt
Organism: Dalotia coriaria
Lineage: Eukaryota; Metazoa; Arthropoda; Insecta; Coleoptera; Staphylinidae
Product: protein DEK-like
Exons: 5
Coding region: 101-1603 (500 amino acids)
Biological process (GO): chromatin organization; regulation of double-strand break repair
Cellular component (GO): nucleus
Molecular function (GO): DNA binding; histone binding
Source: RefSeq, a predicted model, not a curated record
AACAGUAGGUAAAUAAACCACUAGGCAAUGCGUGUGUUUUCUCAUUGGGUAUUUCUCGAUGCGGUACGCAGCAUAACGACAGCACUGGGACAGCAUCGAGAUGUCGGCCGAAAGCGAAAACGGCAAAACCGCACAAUUAGAGAAGAAUGAAAAGGAUGUGAAAAAAGACGAUGGCAUCGAUAACGACAAGAAGAGCACGCCGACAAAGCCUGAAAAGGCUGAAGACACUAAGAAGGAUGAUGAUGCCAAGGAAGUUUCAAAAAGUGAAGACAAAAAAGAGAAUAAUAAAGAUAACUUAGCUGCAGAAAAAGAUGGAAAAGAUGAUAAAGAGAAGAAGGAAGUGAAAGAUGAUAAGAAAGAUAAAAAUAAAGAUAAAUCUGAUGCAGAGGAUAGUGAAAAAGAUGAAAAUGCUGAAGAUGAAGAGGAGGAAGAAGAGGACCAGGAGGAUGGACAAGAUGAUGAUGAAGAAGUUAAGAAAGGAAAGAAGAACAGCCCUAAAAAGAAAGGAGCAGUGAAAAAUUCUAAAGAUAGCAAAAAUGAUAAUGAUGAUGAAGAUGACGAAACCGGUCUUGAACUAGGCGAAAUUCCACGAAUCGACGCAUCAAUCUCACGAUUCAAAAAUGAUGACCUGAAAAUGCUGCACAAGUUGCUCUACAAAUCACCAAUAAAGACUCCUUUGUUAAAAAAGAACAUUAGGAAAUUCAGUGGCUUCAGUUUCAAGAAGUCGUCAGAUGAGUAUCAAAAGAAGUUGACCUCAAUCAGUUCAUUCGAACUGAAGCAGCUACGCGUGGUCUGCGAGAUGCUUGACCUGGAGAAAAAAGGUAGUCGCGAUGAACUGUCCGAACGUAUUCUCGAAUUUCUACUGGAACCGAAAGAUUCCGGUAAACCAGCAGAUGGCGGCCGGCCGCGUCGUUCCGCCGCCGUGAAAGCAAACAACCGCGGAUAUUCUGACGAAGAGUACUCGAGCGAUGAACGAUCGUCGCCGCGCGCUAAACGCAACGCUGGUCGUCGUACAAACCUGAAAGACGAAACAUCCACGGAGGAAAGCGAUGAAGAUUUCCAGCCGUCCGAUGAAUCGGAGGAAGAGAAGCCGCGCGCAAAGCGUGGACGCACCGGUCGCAGGAAAAAAGAUGACAGUGAAGAGGAGGAAGAAAGCGAAGGCGACAGCGACGAUAGCGACUAUAGUGACGAAGGGCCACGUGCUAAACAGCGCAAGGUAGCUAAUAAUAAAACAAAGGGACGAGGAGGCGCGACGCGUGGUCGUCGUGGACGUCCGGCAGCCUCACCGGCAAAACGCAAGGCACCUGCGAGACGGGGCCGCAAGAAGCAAGAAUCAUCCGAAGAUGAAGAGGAAAGCGAGGCGCAUGAGGAUGCAUCUUCCUCUGAGGAUGAACCACUGGCAAAGAAAUCAGCGAAGAAUCCAACGCCACCUACUGAUGAUGAAAUUAAGACGUACGUGAAGGAGAUCUUGGACGGUGCAAAUUUAGAAGAAAUCACAAUGAAGACUGUGUGCAAACAAGUCUACGCGCACUAUCCCGACUUCGAUCUCACCCACAAGAAGGAUUACAUCAAAAACACAGUGAAAUCGCUGAUAUCAACAUAAUUUCUCAUCACUUCAUCAAAGGCAACACACACAAAACGUUUCCGUUUACUCGUUCGUAUAUUUAAGUACAAAACCGUAACAAAAAGAAAAGAAAAAGAAGAGUUGGUAUUUUUCAUAAAUCGUUCUAGUACAUGCCACAAUUAUUCACCAGAUGUAAGACUACAAUUUCCCCAUGCAUCGUCUGAAUGUUUUUAGUUUCUUAAUAUUAUAUGUAAUAUUAUUUGGUUUUAUGAAAUAGAAACGAAAAUAUAUUUCACCGCA